This is a messenger RNA of Elaeis guineensis (African oil palm), 1409 nucleotides long. Its product is annotated as RHOMBOID-like protein 12, mitochondrial. Lineage: Eukaryota; Viridiplantae; Streptophyta; Magnoliopsida; Arecales; Arecaceae. Gene Ontology annotation, cellular component: membrane. Gene Ontology annotation, molecular function: serine-type endopeptidase activity. The record is from RefSeq and is a predicted model, not a curated record.
UUUUUUUUUUUGUUUUUCCCAUCUUCAAGCCAUUUUGGCAGCGACUCUGCGCCUAGAAACAGUCCCAGGGAACCCAGCAAUACAAAGAGCAGCCAACUCCGGAGUGAGAUAGAGUCGGGAGAAAAUUAGAAAGGUGGGGGAUAUGCGGAGGUUUCUCCCUCUCAAACUCCUCCUCAGGAGGAAGAACCACAACCCCAGCAACCCCAUUUCCCUCCCACUACAGAGAGGACUUCCCAAUUCGGCUUCUCGCUCUCCCGUCUUCUCCUCUUCUCCUCUUCCCGAGCCCCACCACCACCCCUUCUCUCGUCUACUCUCCGACUCCCUCCGCUCAUGGCGCUCCGGCGACCGCCUCCCUUCGGGGUCGUUUGACUUCCUCGCGUCUCAGGCCCUCGCCAAGUCGGCGAUGGCCAAGGGCGGUCUCGAAAGAUUUUUUGAUCGCGGGACGCACUUGUGGAAGGUCUCGCUACAGAGGAGGCGCGGGUUCGAUGCUGGGCGGCUCUUCUCUUCGUCGCGAAAUUUCUGGAGAUACUUGAUGCCAACACCAGAUGGAGUCCUUCUAAGCUUGAUUGGAGCUAAUGUUGCUGUUUUCUUCUUAUGGAGAAUUGCCGACCCGAAAUUUAUGAGGAAUAAUUUUAUGGUCGACGCUUCACUAGAAACAUUAAUUUCGCUAGACAAUUUUAAAAGCGGGCGUUUGCACACAUUGCUCACUAGUGCAUUUAGUCAUUCGGAUCUUGACCAUCUUGUGACAAACAUGAUUGGUCUUUACUUCUUCGGCACAAAUAUAGGAAGACUAUUUGGACCUGAAUUUCUGUUGAAGUUGUACCUAGCAGGGGCAUUAGGUGGAUCAAUAUUUUUCUUAGUACACAAGGCCUUAAUUGUUCCAUCUACAGAGGGCUAUCGACAAUGGGAUCAUUCAAGAAUUCCUGGACUGGGUGCAAGUGCUGCUGUUAAUGCAAUCAUUCUUCUUGAUGUGUUUCUCUUUCCAAAGAAUAUUAUCUAUGUAAAUCUCAUUAUGCCUGUGCCUGCAAUUUUAAUGGGGGCAAUAUUGAUCGGAACAGAUCUGUGGAGGGUUAAGAAGGGAGAGGGACAUAUCUCAGGUUCAGCUCAUUUAGGGGGUGCUGUGGUUGCUGCUCUUGUGUGGGCUGGAAUUAAGAAGGGUCUGAUCUGAUCAAACAGCUUGCCAUCACAAUCUUUUUUUCUUUUUCUUUACAUGAUUUUUGAAUACCAAUCGGAUCAAAUAGCUGAUGGAAUUACUAACUUUUCUUAGGUUGUUCCUGAACUGCCUGUUGGCAUUUGAUAUUUAUGCUUAUGUUUCAAGAUUCAUAAUUAUAUCUUUUCAUAGAUGUAGCAAACUCAAUGAUGGAUAUUUAAUUUUCUUUCUCGUUGUAGUUAUAUCACCAAUUUUCUUA